Molecule: messenger RNA, 371 nt
Organism: Meloidogyne enterolobii
Lineage: Eukaryota; Metazoa; Nematoda; Chromadorea; Rhabditida; Meloidogynidae
Source: the annotation of a GenBank genome assembly
UUUUUUAAAGUUGUAUGGGAAAAUCUUCGCCCAAUGCCUGCGGAAAAGCAAAAAUCAUAUGACGAAUUACCCAAAGUUUUAAAUGAAAAUGAGAGAAAAUCCUUGCUUAAUAGACUUGUUGUUGUUAAAUUAAAUGGAGGAUUAGGUAAAUAAUUUUUAAAAAUAAAUAAAAAUUGAAUUAAGGUACAACAAUGGGAUGUAAAGGGCCUAAAUCUUUGGUGGAAUUAAGCAAUGGAAUGAAUUUUCUUGAAUUUGUUUUGCGCCAGCAUGAGGUGAAUAUAAAGAAAAUUUUGAUUUUUCGAAAUUCAGAAUUAAAUAAAAAAGAUAUUCUGAUUUUUUGUUUAAUCAGAAUUACUAUUCAGAAUUAUUAA